UUUUUUUUUCAAUAAAAAAAAAUUAUUACGUAUUAAAUUAUUUUUGUUAAUAUGUAAGGACCAAGUUGUAUGUAAUUGCAUCCUUUUCUCUUCAGGAAUGCCAAGGAGCCACAAGCCUUUUCGAUCUCUUUCAUUCUUAAAUAAUUCUUAACAAUUGAAAAUUGUUGCUUUUGUUUACUUAUAAGGUAAAAAUCUAGGUAAAAAUUAUAUUAUCAAGAAAAGAGAGAAGUGCACCAAGACAUUUAACAGCAUUUAGAAGCGAGAUAAAGAGCUAGCAGACACCGUUUUUGAGAAGCAAAUAGAAUUAACAGUUGAGCAGACACUAUAGUAUUGUAUACCAUAGACAUAGGAUACAUAGACCGAUCAUUCGAGAAGUAGAAGUAAAGCUCACACGUGAAAAACAAAAAGAAAUAGCAUGCUUUGGACCAAUAUUUUGUCUUUUUCUCUCUUGUCUUCUUUCUGGUUUCUUUUUUUUUCCUCCAAAGCAUGCUACCUCUUUUAAGUUUUCUACAUCCCCACUCCCUGAACGCUCGGUCUAUGUAUCGUAUAGACAUCAGAUAUUCUGUAUAUCCAGUGAUUUCGGUCAUUUCAUAUCUACCGCAGCAAGCUGCAACAGUACAAGUUAGUUGCGCACAUAGCAUUUUCUUAUCGCUUCAGUUUUUAAGUGGAUUAAAGUGAAUUGAAGUUAUCAUUGCAUAAUCACCAUGUCCUUCGCGGGAAAAGUUGUCCUGAUAACAGGGGCCAGCUCAGGAAUUGGGGCUGAGACAGCUGUUUACAUGGCCCAGCAUGGGGCGUCGCUGUCGUUAACUGGACGUAACAAGCAGAAUUUAGACAAGGUGGCCGAGCAAUGCGGCCAGUCCAAAACACUUGUCGUAACGGGCGAGCUAGCCAACGAGAACGACAUAAAGAACAUCAUCGACUCGACAAUUAAACAUUUUGGCAAAUUGGACAUUUUAAUUAAUAACGCUGGAGUUUUAGAGCUUGGUACCAUAGAGACCAUGCGCUUGGAACAAUAUGACAAUGUUUUCAACGUAAAUGUUCGCUCGGUAUACCAACUGACGGCGCUGGCAGUGCCGCAUUUAAUCAAGACGAAGGGCAACAUCGUUAACGUUUCUAGCUUAGCUGGAUUACGAUCUUUCCCAGGAGCUCUGGCAUAUUGUAUGAGUAAGGCGGCCCUGGACCAAUUUACCCGUUGCGUCGCUUUAGAAUUGGGAACGCAUCAGGUGCGAGUGAAUGCUGUAAAUCCUGGUGUUAUAACAACAAGUAUUCACGAGCGUGGUGGAAUGACCCAGGAACAGGUUGAAGACUUUUACGAGCAUAGUAAAAAGGUACAUGCUCUAGGAAGGGUUGGCGACGUUUCGGAAGUCGCAAAGGCCAUUGCAUUUCUAGCAAGUGACGAUGCUAGUUACAUAACCGGGGCGACAUUACCUGUGGACGGAGGUAGACAGGCCAUGUGUUCUUAAAGAUUUCAUAUCGUCUUUAUAAAUAUUUUUUUAUGAAAGAUUCAUUAUCUAUAUUCCAACAGAUAAUAUUUUUUGUUAAAUAAACAUGAUUUAUUAUCGAAUAUAAAAAAAAUGUAAUAAAUAAUUUUCCUAAAAAGUUAAGAUUUAUGUUUUUUGAAUGUGUAUGCAUAAUCAAUAUAUUAUCUUACAUCUCAAAUAAAAAUAUAUCUUAUUGUAUAUUUUAA
Messenger RNA from Solenopsis invicta (red fire ant), 1687 nucleotides. RefSeq names its product 3-oxoacyl-[acyl-carrier-protein] reductase FabG. The record is from RefSeq and is a predicted model, not a curated record. The transcript has 4 exons. Gene Ontology annotation, molecular function: oxidoreductase activity. Bases 705 to 1463 code for a protein of 252 amino acids. NCBI's taxonomy places the organism in Eukaryota, Metazoa, Arthropoda, Insecta, Hymenoptera, Formicidae.